CACGAUCAACGGGCCCCCUGUUCGGCGGGACGCUAGCUGCUCAAUUAAAGAGCCCCCCACGACAGAUUCACCACAACGCACGCUUCACAGCGGCAUCGCCAAAUUCUAUGACAAUGAAUUAUUCUCGGACUUCACCAUUGCCUCGACUACCAAGGAGUACCCUGUCCAUAAGUUUAUUUUAUGCACGCACUCCGAUUUUUUCCUGGGGUGCUGCCGAAGUGGACUUAAAGAAGCCACUACUGGGAAGCUGUCUCUUCAGGAUGACGAUCCCCUCGUCGUGGACGCGAUGAUCCAGUAUCUCUACCUUUUGGACUACAAAGUGCCGGUCGAAGAAGCACAGGGGCAGGAUGGCCCAAGCCUCCUCUUCCACGCCAAAGUGUACACUAUGGCAGUGAAAUAUUUGAUUCAAGGGCUUCAAGACCUUGCAGUGGUCAAAUUCAAGACGGCUGCUACCAUGGAGGUCUGGGGCACACAAGAUUUCCUCUCUGCGACAAAGGAGGCGUAUAACGCUACUCCUGACACGGCCCGUGGCCUGCGACAAGUGGUGCUCGAGACCUUCGCCGACCACAAGGAUUUACUGAAUAAAGAGGAGACCAAAGUGGUUAUGAAGGCGACAAAUGACUUGGCGUUUGAUACACUGUAUUUCUUUUUCGGACGUAGUCCUUACUCUUUCUAGGCGUCAGGCGUUCACACACUAGGAGCGUGGCCGAGAUUGAAGUCGUUCCUCUCGUGGCCGUCCUAUGCUACGCCUCAAACAGGAGAACGCGGCGGCCGGAGAUGCGCUAGUUUUGGGGUAUCAAUACAUCUCUAG
Microdochium trichocladiopsis is the source of this 811-nucleotide messenger RNA. RefSeq lists its product as uncharacterized. The coding region runs from base 287 to 676 and encodes 129 amino acids. NCBI's taxonomy places the organism in Eukaryota, Fungi, Ascomycota, Sordariomycetes, Xylariales, Microdochiaceae. The record is from RefSeq and is a predicted model, not a curated record. The transcript has a single exon.